Molecule: messenger RNA, 3911 nt
Organism: Drosophila sulfurigaster albostrigata
Lineage: Eukaryota; Metazoa; Arthropoda; Insecta; Diptera; Drosophilidae
Product: platelet glycoprotein V
Exons: 9
Coding region: 935-2434 (499 amino acids)
Molecular function (GO): protein binding
Source: RefSeq, a predicted model, not a curated record
AAAAAUCAGUCCGCAGACGUCGGUUUUGCCAAGCAAACGUGCUUCUGAACGCGCUAUCCGCACUCUUUUUAUUCCCAUUAAUACGCAUACAUACCUAUACACACAUCAUAUACCUAAUGCGUGUAUCGGCGCGCGGAAGUUCUGAGUAUAAAGAAAAAAGAAAACUAAUCUCCCACUUGCUGAUACGUUGCCACAACAAAUAAUCCUAACACAAAGCGCUUAUGUUGUUGCUCUUUGCACCAUAACAAGUACAACAAUUGCCAUAAUUUUUCGCAUCACCCAACGUAUGUACUCUUAGUAAUUCAGUUCUCCACCAGUCCGUCGUUGGCGUCACAAGGGACACUUGCACAAACAACAACGUCGACGGAAAAUCAGCGAACAGGAAAAAAGAAAGCGCGACUCGUUCGUUCGUCGUUGGUCAUUCAACAACCUCUUUGGAAUGAUAUCGAUUUUCCGUUAUAACGUUAUACACACACUCUGACCGAGUUUACACACACACAAACAAACAACAAGCACACGCCCCACUUCAAACCACAGACAAUCCUACCAACACCCCAAGCCGCCCCCAGUCUGUAGCAGCUGGGACGGGGUAUUGUUUCCCUUUGUCUCAAUGCGUGUGUGUGUGUGAGAGUGCGAGUGAGAAGGAGUGACGGACUGUUGAUGCAGAGCGAGUGCGAGUGAGCAAUGAUUUAAUUGUUGCACAUCGGGGAAAUUAAUAGAAGCAUGUUUAAUUUGGCACUGAUCAAAUAGGGACGGACAAACAUUUUAGGGACACACACACAAUUGUAAAUAGCAUCAUCAGCACAUCAGCGACAUCACCGGCGACAACGCAAAACUUUGACGUCGUAACGAUCAUUGAGUUGAGCUUGCCCUGCGUCUGUGUGCGCGAGUCUGUGUAAGUCUGCGUCUGUGUGUGAUUGCUUGAGUUUCCAACAUGGCAGGACAGAGGGCGCUGCUAGUCCAACACCUGAAUGCACUGAGCACCGUUAGCUGUCUGCUGCUCUUCUUUUUGACUCAACAAGCACUGGCUCAAGGAACACCACAACAGGUGUGCCCAGAGCAGAGCGAUAUUUCGCCUUGUAUUUGCACGGUGAAGAAAAAUGGCUUGGACAUUUUAUGCGAAACAACCGAUUUGGCGCACAUCACAAAAUCGAUGGGCACGCUAAAGGGCAAGAGUCCGAUUAUCUUUUACCUGAAGCUGCGCCACAACAACCUGCCCAAGCUUCAAGGAUUUGUUUUUCUUGCGCUGGAUAUCCGCCACUUGACAAUACACAACAGCAGUUUGGCUGCCAUCGAGGAGAAUGCACUCAGUUCGUUGGGCAAGGGACUCACACAGCUUGAUGUUUCACUGAAUCAAAUGAAAACGGUGCCAUCACAGGCCCUGCAACAUUUGUAUCAUUUGUUAAUAUUAAAUUUGAAUCACAACAAAAUCACUGUUAUACAUAACAAUGCCUUCGAGGGACUCGAUACAUUAGAGAUACUCACGCUCUACGAGAAUAAAAUCACACAAGUUGACCCGGAAGCAUUCCGCGGCCUGGAAAAGAAACUGAAGCGUUUGAAUCUGGGUGGAAAUGAUCUGUCCAAUGUGCCGCAGAAAGCGCUCUCCAUAUUGGAUAAUCUAAAGAAGCUCGAAAUACAGGAGAACAAGAUUCGUACGAUCAGCGAGGGCGACUUUGAAGGCCUGCAGAACUUGGAUUCAUUGAUAUUAGCACAUAAUAUGAUCACAACCGUGCCUGCAAAUGUAUUUUCGCACUUAAGUCUACUCAACUCAUUGGAAUUGGAGGGCAACAAGAUCAGCGUCAUCGAUAAAGAUGCUUUCAAGGGUCUAGAGGAGAAUCUGCAGUAUUUACGUCUGGGCGAUAACAAUAUUCAUGCCAUACCCAGUGAGGCAUUGCGUCCCCUCCAUCGCCUGCGUCAUUUGGAUUUGCGUAACAACAAUAUCAACGUAUUGGCUGAUGAUGCGUUUACUGGCUAUGGCGAUUCCCUGACAUUCGUUAAUCUUCAGAAGAAUGACAUUAAAGUGCUUCCAAGCACCUUAUUCGAGAACCUCAACUCACUGGAGACAUUGAAUCUGCAGAAUAACAAGCUGCAACGCAUUCCACAGGACACCAUGGAACCAGUCAUCGAUACUCUACGCAUAAUUGACAUCACUGAUAAUCCAUUGAAUUGCUCGUGCGAAUUGAUCUGGUUCCCAAAGCUGUUGGAGGAUCUAAAAAAUAAGGAUGAUGAAAUGUCACAGAAGAAGAAGCCACUGUGCCACAUGUCGCUGGACAAUCGCGAGUAUUUUGUGCAAGCGAUGCCCAUCGAGAAGAUGCACUGCGCUGGCCUCAAUGUGAGUCCCUCACCCACGAGCGGCGGUCUCAUGAGGAUACUGCAAGUGAACAUUUUGGCCCAAUUAGCCAUGUUUAGCGUGGCGUUUCUGAGUAGUGUUUAAAAAAUGCUACUUCAAAAGCAUUAAGAGCAUACACACGCAAUCGUAUCAAUUGCAUUCACAUUCCGUUUUUCCGAUUAGUUUUAUACACACACAUAGUAUUAUGUAGGUGGUCAUGAUGGCUCAUCAUCAUCAGACAUAGACGAAGUGAUACUUAUGCCCCCACAAAACCAAAAACAAAUCAAAUCAAAGCCCAAAAAAAAAAAAAUCUAAAAACCAAAAAAAUACCAUAGAACUUUUGUACGCCUACAAACCUUUUUCUGUGUUGUUGUAUUGUAUUUUUUAUUAUAGAUUAUAGUGAAUCCGUGAAUUAUGCAACUCUGGCAAUUGUUAGACUCAGAAUGCACCCAACCAAGAGCAACAAAACAAGCAGAACAACAGCAAUAUCACCCCGCAAGUGCCCCCAUCGAUUAACUGAAUACUCAAAUGCAAAAUGAUACUCGUACACACCCACCUUGUUGAAUUGAUUAUUUGAUGCCAAUAUGCCAUAAAACGCGCAAACAAAAACAAUUAUUAACUGAACACUGCAAACACUCCAAAGUACACAAAACAAACAAAUAAUAAUAAUAACAAUUAUAAUUAUAAUAUAGUGCAGUAGCCCGACAAAUGCUGCUUAUAAAUGUUAGUACAAGCUCGUUAAUUGUUAACGCUUAGCCUUGAAUAAAUGAAAGAUUGUAAUCGUAAUUGUUAUCAAAAGGCAUCUAUGUAUGUAGUUGUAAGUUCCACAAAAAUGAUAAUUCGAAAAGAGAGAUUUAAACGUGAACAUAUCUGAGAACGUGAAUUGUUAGCAGCUAAGCUAAGCGAUAUUAUUAUUAAUUGAAAAUUAUUAUUACUACUUGUAGUCGUUUUAAGAAUUAUGCGAGAAUCUUUACAUGUUUUAUCAUAACUACAAUGCAUAUAUUUAUACAUAUAUGUAAUAUCUACUAUAUUUAUGUACCUAUCUAUUGUGUGUAGUACUAAUAACAUAUGUCGUCGUCUUGUCGUCGCUGUUGUGAGAUACAAUCAUUAUAAAAAUUUUUGUUUGUUCAAUUUCUAUUCUGUUAGCUAUUCAAGUUUUUACAAUGCAACCUAGUCGAAAUUUGCAAGAUUCUAUUAUUUACAAAAUUCUUACUAUACUAUAUAUUGCUAUAUACAAAUCUAUGUGCAACUACUUUUAAAAAUUUACAAAAACAAAAGAAACAAAAAAAUAAUUACUUUAAAAAAUUGUACGCGUUCAAACAAGAUAAAAAACGUAAACAUUUGCAUCAAUCAACAAGAACUGAUUAUGGAAUAAGUAGUUUGUACUCUUUAUAUGGAAGAGAGGUGGAAAAGUUAUAGGAAUGAGGAUUGAGAAGCGGACACAUUUGUUGUCCCGCAUAUACACAUACAUAUCAAUUAUUGUAUACAUAAUCGUUAUAGAUAUAUACACAGUGGUAAUAUCGUAACAUAUCAGGAGUGCGCCAAUUAUAAUUGGUAGCCUCAAAAAAAAAACCAAUGAAAA